Messenger RNA from Mesorhabditis spiculigera, 2166 nucleotides. Lineage: Eukaryota; Metazoa; Nematoda; Chromadorea; Rhabditida; Rhabditidae. The record is from the annotation of a GenBank genome assembly.
AUGUCUCGGCAUCGUAGCAAACAUUCGAAGGGACACAAAGACGAUCGGAGGCGGGGUCGAUCUCGUUCACACAAAAGAGAUCAUAAGCGAAGCAGUCAUAAUGCCAAGCAUAGGAAGCGUAGCAGACGAGAUUCUUCGGAAGACCUGUCGAAACGAUACGUGGCUACCACGCUUGGUGGUAUGAUUCUGGAGGAAAAGAAAAAGAAUAAGAAGAAGGAGUCUUCUGGAUCCGUGUCCAGCUCGAGCAGCGAUGAUGAAACGCCGGUAAAACCAUCAACACUUGAAGGCAUGGAGGCACCAUCAAAUGGCUUUGGGUUUAUGCAAGCCUCUAAGCCAAAUGCGGCUUCGACAUCGGCUCCUGCGGUACAACCUAUAGUCUUGCCAACACCGGCCGUGUUUACACCAAAUGUUCCGCCCCCAAGUAUGAUGACAAUGCCGCCACCACCCGUCAUCGCUCCUCAAAUGGUCCCUGCAAUGAUGCAUCCCGCGUAUCAGGCGCCGGAUAAUCCGCAGAUGCCGAUGCAUCAAAUCCCGCCUCCACCACCCGGUUACAUCCCGAUGCAACCCUAUCCGUUGGCGCAACAAUCAUGCUCCAAGGAUUACGGAAUGCGCCCACCGGCGGCAGUAAUGGCGUCCGUCUCGUGUAUGGUGCCUCCGCCCCCACCUGCGGGAGUACAGCUUCACCACCAAAUGGGAGCGCCUCCAGCUCCCACUCAUCCGACCAUCCCACCACCACCACCCGGUCAGGCUCGGUUUAUACCCCCGCCACCUCCAGCUCGUACUCAAGUGGUUCGAAGGAAUCGACCAACUGUACUGGCUUCAUCUGACAAUCUGCGACGCAUUAUGACGGACACCCCAUGGGGUCGCGGUUCCCUUGACGAUUAUGUUCAACAGAUGCAAGUCGGCGAAGGAACCUAUGGACAGGUCUACAAAGCGAUACACAAAAAGUCUGGCCAAACGGUUGCGUUGAAGCGGAUUCGACUCGAAAAUGAGAAAGAAGGAUUCCCUAUUACGGCCAUGCGGGAAGCUAAGAUCCUACGCCAAAUUAAUCAUUGUAAUAUCGUGCGUCUAGAAGAUAUUAUUACUGAAGCUAAGGAUAAGCGAGAGCUUUUCUCCAAGAAAGUUGCUCACUAUCUGGUAUUUGAAUAUGUCCAUCACGAUCUUCACGGAUUGCUAGAGUCGGGAUUGGUGAAUUUCAAUGAAAUCCAAGCUGGCGCCGUCUUCAAGCAGCUUAUUGAGGCCCUCGUCUACGCACACGACAACAAGAUCAUGCAUAGAGAUGUGAAAUGCUCAAACAUUCUACUGACCAACACGGGGGUAUUGAAGCUCGCCGAUCUUGGGUUGGCCCGAUAUUAUAACGAUCAAGAUCGCCCCUACACAAACCGGGUGAUCACCCUUUGGUACCGCCCUCCAGAGCUUUUGUAUGGGGAAGAGCGUUAUGGUCCAAAUAUUGAUGUGUGGAGCGCUGGAUGUAUCCUUGCCGAACUCUUCCUCCGCCGCCCGCUUUUUGCUGCACAAGCUGAGGGAGCACAAAUAGAACUAAUCCAAAAAGUGCACACCCCGAGGCAUACCUUCCCUCGUACUUUGCGGCGUGAGCUUAGCUUCAUCCCGAAGGAUCCCCUGGACUUGAUCGAUCGCAUGCUUGUCAUGAAUCCAAAGAAACGCCCGAGCUGUGUCGAAGCGUUGCGGCAUCCCUUCCUGGCAAAGAUUGAUUUGGAAAAGGUGUUGCCCCUGGACUUGCCUAAGGAAAGCUGUUAUGAACUAUCGACGAAGAAGGCCAGAAAGGAGAAGAGGGCUCGAGAGCAAGCACUUCGCGAGCAACAACAGCAACAGCCGCAAUCCGGUCAAGGAUCCUCUCGGACUCAGACUGCUCAGCAAUUCCCGCCGACAACUUCGAGACGGCCACCUCAAACUCCGCCAACGGUGAAGCCACCAGCCGGAAAGCCCAGCAUCCUGUCGAUGUUUGCCCAAAAUCGCUCGCUUGAAUCGAUUGUUCGGUGCGUACAGCAACUAUCCACGACCGAGGCAUGGGAGACAUUGAAUUCUUGCGUGCGUGAGGGUAUAAUGAAGAACAAACCUGCAGAAAAAGUGUCACCACAAAAGCAACUAAUCGAUCUUUUCAACUCUCUCCAUUCAACAAGAAUGGAAAAACCCUCGGUUCCGGUC